AUGAAUUCGUGGGCGAACCUACAAAACCCACCCAGAGAAGCUCUACAACAGGAGAUCCCAAUCGAUCCGCGUCUCCGUUUGAACCCGAAUCAGGAAGAAAGUCCGUCGCGUGUAACUCAGUGGGUCCAUCCAAAUGUUGUCAAUGCUUUGCGUGAGAUGUCAACCGAUCCUUACCGCCAUCAACCAUCCAAUCAGCCCGCGACCCCACAGCAAAAGCCGCAAAAUGUGAGCACCUGGGCGAAUCAACAAAAUCAACCCACUUCAUCAACACCAACUAAUCUAUUCUAUCAACAAAAUGGACCAUUUGAUAUGCAAUCAGAUCCACGCAAACGACCACCACCCAGCCAACCCGAGAAUCCAUCGACUGUCAAACGUGAUCGAAUCGAACGACCAUCGAGCAAACUUAUACUGCUGAAUAUACCUGAUUAUUUGGACAGGCAAAAGAUUGAGACGGCCUUCGCCGAUUUCGUCAGCAAUCCCAAGGUCUUCGUCGUGACACGAGAAGAUAUGGGUGACAAAUGCAGUUUCGCCUACGUCGAUUUGGGCUCACCGGCUUUGGUUCGACGAUGGAUGGAGACUUUUGAGGGUCAUCUCGUUUUGCCUAACAAAGUCGUCAUUGCUGUGGAAGCUGCCCGUGCGGUGCCUGAUACGUUGACAUGGACUUGUGCUGCGUGCUCCACGACGCAGUCAAUGUCGAAUGCUUUCUGCGAGCGGUGUUCGGUGAUUCGAGAGGAAAGCGAGGAUAUGAUUGCAAGGGGAGCAACGUUGAUUGGAUCGACUCCAACUGAUACUCUUCUGCUUCGAUGUCUACCAAAAGGAGUCACUGGACCAAGGAUUGCUGAGGGUCUAUCCCGCGUGUCUCAACUUGUGCCGAUCGUUCAUAUUCACCUUGGGAAGAGUCGACGCUUCGCUUUUGUGCAAAUGAGUGCUCUUGAUCACGCCGAGUUGCUGAUGGUUUCGUUUCAACAAGCGCCACUCAUUUUGGAUGGACAACGAGUAUUGGUCUCCUACUCGCGCCUCUCAUUUCCCGAAUGGAAAGCCCAGCAGAAUCGGCAAACGGCUUCAGUGAAAUCGCCACAAUCGAAGCCGACAAACAUUGUGAAUGUGCAAGAGGGUGUGGCGAACAACUUGCUAGCAAGUACACAAAUUGUCCAGGACCUCUCCAGACCACCGCCAAUGCUCUUGCCGCAAGCCAUGCAAACGUUUGCCGCUCCCACUGGUUUUGACGCCUCCAGACCGCCGCCGAUGAUCAUCCAGGGAGCUGGGAAUUUGUCCUUUGGAACGCCGAUCAUCUUGGCUCCAGGCACCUUCCCGCAACCAGGCCUCCCACUCAUCAUCCAACAACCAGGCCAACUUCCACAAACAAUCACGGUCGCAUUGCCCACCACAUCACAGCCAUUAUUGACGGGGGUCCCAUUGCAGACGUCUUCCUUGGCGACAAUCGUUCAACCAGCAACAACAAUGGCGGCUGCUCAACCGUUGGGCCCACCUGGUGGAGUGAUUGGGGAAAUCGAUACGCCGUUCGGAACGUUUCCUCAAUAUAUUGCCCCAAAUAUCCCGAGUUUUGCCGACGAUCCCACGUCCGGCUACAAGGUGGAUAUGGUGACAAUGUUCUACUUUGAUCCGAAGACGAAUUAUCACUACUCGAACACGUUGAAGCAAUGGUGUAUUUGGGAACCAAUGUACGCCACGUAUAUCCCAGUUGAUAAAAAGAAAGAAAUGGCGGAAAACAAGGAAAAGGCCGAUUCUACGACGAGUGAAGAGCCAAAGAAAUCUGGUCAAGAUAUCGCUCGCGAGAUGAUGAAAUGGGCACUGAAAAGGGAAAAAGAGAAAACAAAGAUCAGUUUGACGUUGAAGAAGGACGAAACAGCGCCGAAUCGUGUUGCAAAUCCGACACAAGAUUUAGGACUUCGUGUUCUCGAGAAAAUGCAGAAUCCACUACGACACCUGGACAGGGAAAGCAGUGAAGAUGAAGAGUCGGCGAUGAUGGAACAAAAGAAGAGACGGAGUAGAUGGGGUUCCGGAGCUAAAACAUCGACCUCUCGCUCCACGCCACCUCCAGCAAACAUUACCGAACCUGAGCUGAAUCGAGACGGUCCCACCGCUCAACAACAACGAGAAGAAAUGGAAAGGAAUCUGAUUGAUCGACCAAACAAGACAUGUCUCCUGUGUCGUCGCGCUUUCGCCUCAUUGGACGUCUUGGAUAAACACGUCGAGCGAUCCGAUCUCCACAAAACGAAUCUCGAAAUGAAACGUGUCGAGUGGGGAAAAGCGUAUGUGGCACAAAUGAUGGCAGCAAUGGCAAAUGAG
Molecule: messenger RNA, 2310 nt
Organism: Mesorhabditis belari
Lineage: Eukaryota; Metazoa; Nematoda; Chromadorea; Rhabditida; Rhabditidae
Source: the annotation of a GenBank genome assembly